UUCCAGUUGGGAAUUGUAUUAGCCAUGGGAAGGCAUUUCUUGACAAGCCACCGCCCGGUAACACUAAAACGCGUUAGGGUGUUCUGUCAACUCGUUCUGCGAAUACAGAAACGAAAAAAAUAGUAAACAACAUUUAUUGGAGGGAAAAAAAGAAAUAGCCCGGCUUCCGCAUAAACAACUGUCGCAGACCCGCAGCACCGAUUAAAGCCGACAGCCGACGCCAGUUAACCUAACCUCUGAUCAAAUUAAGUGGGCCAAAAUGAGCGUGGAGGAGGAAGUGUUUCGAAUCCAAAAGAAGAUGAGCAAGAUGGCCAGCGACGGCACAGGACAGGAUCAGGCUCUGGACCUGCUGAAGGCCCUGCAAACGCUUAACAUCAAUCUCGACAUUCUGACCAAAACGCGCAUCGGCAUGACCGUAAACGAGCUGCGCAAGAGUAGCAAGGACGACGAGGUGAUCGCUCUGGCCAAGACGCUGAUCAAGAACUGGAAACGAUUCCUCGCCAGCCCGGCGCCAACCACACCGAACAACAGCUCCGCUAAGGAGGGCUCCUCCAACAACAGCAGUGCCUCGAAGUCCACCAGUGCCGCCAAGUCGUCGUCGUCAAUCUCCGGCAAGGAUAAGUCCAGUUCAUCCAGCUCAUCCAAGGAUAAAGAGAAGAAAGGCUCGACAUCCUCGUCACAGACCUCGUUUCCCUCCGGCGGCAUGACAGAUGCGGUCCGCAUCAAAUGCCGCGAAAUGCUGGCCACCGCACUGAAGAUUGGUGAAGUGCCCGAAGGAUGCGGUGAGCCGGAGGAAAUGGCCGCCGAACUGGAGGAUGCCAUUUACUCCGAGUUCAAUAACACGGAUAUGAAGUACAAGAAUCGCAUUAGGUCACGCGUGGCCAAUCUGAAGGACCCCAAAAAUCCUGGAUUGCGAGGCAACUUUAUGUGCGGCGCCGUCACUGCCAAGCAGCUGGCCAAAAUGACGCCGGAGGAGAUGGCCAGCGAUGAGAUGAAGAAGCUGCGCGAGAAGUUCGUCAAGGAGGCCAUCAACGAUGCCCAGCUGGCCACCGUGCAGGGCACCAAGACCGAUCUCCUCAAGUGCGCCAAGUGCAAGAAGCGCAACUGCACCUACAACCAGCUGCAGACUCGUUCCGCCGAUGAACCUAUGACCACCUUCGUCAUGUGCAACGAGUGCGGCAACCGAUGGAAGUUCUGCUAACUCCCAAAAUUGUUCCAAAAUAUAAAUCAAUCCCAAAUGAGCACACACCACACAUCCUUCAUAUUCUUAAAUGAAACAUUGUAAAGACACGACACGCGAGAAAACAUUUUGUAUCUGCUGCCCAACUGCGGAGGCGUUUACUCUGACCACCUAAACCUUAAACGAGAGAAAAGAAAUUUCAAUAAACAUUAACUAUUGAUAAAACGGAGACGUCUUGUUGCCGCAAUCAGUUUUUUAAAAACGCCGGUGAUAACGACCACGCUGCUGAUAACUCGCCGAUAACACAGCGGGGCGAUAAAUUGAGCAUUGAGCAAAGUAAAUAUGAAUACAUUAUAAAUAUAACUCAGAAUGAUCUAGCAGAGAAGUAAAUAAGACGCCAUAUUGUGUAUGUAUUCUCGAAGAGUAUUAACAACCGAUGUAAUUAGUCAGUUUUAAAGCAAUUUGCAUUAACGAACUUUGUAUUGCAUUAAGUAUAGAAGUCGGAACGGGCCAGAUCGGACAACUAUAUCAUAUAGCGGGCAUAGGAAUAAUUAAAACAUUAACGCAAAAUAAAUAUGUGUUCGUUGUGUUAG
Drosophila melanogaster (fruit fly) is the source of this 1773-nucleotide messenger RNA. RefSeq names its product RNA polymerase II elongation factor (gene TfIIS). Gene Ontology annotation, molecular function: nucleic acid binding; zinc ion binding. The transcript has 2 exons. NCBI's taxonomy places the organism in Eukaryota, Metazoa, Arthropoda, Insecta, Diptera, Drosophilidae. Gene Ontology annotation, biological process: DNA-templated transcription; transcription elongation by RNA polymerase II. Gene Ontology annotation, cellular component: nucleus. The record is from RefSeq and is marked reviewed. The coding region runs from base 260 to 1201 and encodes 313 amino acids.